GAACGUCGUUUUAAUGUUCGCAUUUAUAUCAUCCAUUAUUCUUUUUUAUCAUUUAUUAUUAUUAUACCUUAUAAGAAUAUCCUAUUCAUGUGAAGCAAAUUGUCAGAUGAAUGUAGAAAUACAUCCAAUAAAUGACAGGUAAGUAUAGGAUAUACGGACAGAAAGUCGUCCGUAGGUGGGAUAAACAUACUUCAGAAUAACGUCUACAAGAUGUCCUUUGCGAAUUUACGGAUGUCUGUAUGUCAGUAGUGGCGAAUGACGACGUCUGUACGACAUAUUUCUGGCAUCCCGGUGUUCUAUCGAAUGGUUUCCGCCAACGUAAACGAAUACAAUAAAAAUAUAAGCAGAAGCGAUUGAACAAACGACGAUUCUAAGAAUGAAUAGCGCAUGCGUUUGACCGCGUCCUCUCAAAAGUAUUCCUGUAUCGAAAGCGAGGUUAAAAGGAUACGCCACGGCGUAAGGCAACGAUCACGAUGAUGCUAUUUGCAUCGAUAAAGUAAUGUCUGGCGUAUGCUGUUUGCACAGUGCAGGACAGCGUUCGCCGUUUUUCUUGAAAAUCACGGAAUAGUUUCAUAAUCAAAAUACUGGAAUUGGCAUGGAGUUGUAGAACUGUGUGAUGGUGGGGAUGAGAACGCACCAAUCAGAAUCUGCGACCGAUAACGGUAUUUGCCGCGUCUGUCCGUAAGCAUCAACAUGAUGCGUCCCGCUGCCCAGUCGGCGUUCAAGUGAGAGCGAGUUACGUUGAGUCAAUUUGAGUAGUGUGUGCUAAAACUUUAACAAAAUAUUCCAUAAAAGAUGGCCGUUGUUGGCGAUGCUGUGUACAAUUUGAUGAAUGGCGUGCCAUUGUAUGUUUCCUCGAAUGCAUAUUAUGGUUAUGUUCCGCCGAGUUCUCGUGCUAGUGCCCCUCAGGAUUUCAAUUAUCAGCAUGAAGCCGGGCAACGGAACGACUUCAGCCACAAGGGAGCAACACGUAACCACUGUGGCUACGGUUUAGCCAUGGAAACGGAUGCCGAUAGCUAUGAAAAUAGCGAAGGCGCCCGUUGCAUCAAUAACCCUUGCGUGAUUCCAGAGGUUCCGCGGCGACUAACUGUUGGUCACCGGGAGGAUGGCCAUGAGCAUCUCCGGGAACGCCGCACGAUCCACGACGCCGCAUCGCGAUGCCGGAACCGGAAGCGCAAUAGUGACGAUCUCGCGCUUUUCGCGCCUAUGAAGAAGUUCCGCGAAGAUCCAUUAGCUCUGGCUACUUUGGAGGUUUUUGGAAUCGAAACAUCCAGAGAUACUCUUCAGAUACAAAUUCGUGCGCGAAACACAGGACUGUUGUAAGGUGUCAUCGUGUUAGAGAUAUUAUUGCGAGAAAUUCGGUGGGAUUCUUUCAAGUAUCAACGCGGUGGAGUCUGCCUCGUCUUGAGUAAUGUGAUCAGUGACCUAGGAAAAUGAGUCGAUAAAGGAACGGAUUUCUUUUCAGAGGCGGUGGUAACAGCCGCGAUUACUACCAUGGUGCAAGAGUUCCAGAUCCAGAGGAAUAUAGACCAGUCAAAGUGCAUUAUGAGCCGGCACCAUUACGCUUAAUUAAUGCCGAGGGUAAGUCCUUGGUACAACCCUCGGCAACCCUUACAGGCUGCGUCUGGGCAGCAGGUAAUUAUAAUUCGUUAAGCAACACCGUUUCUAAUGGUUUAUUGCCAUUGGGCUGUUCUGAGGCUUAUGAGGAUGAUGCCGAAUUUGAGAAAAUGUUGCUGGAGACCCAUGGAUGUUCAGUGCAUCAACUCAGACGUCAACAACAACUGCUGAAUGACUCUGCUGAGGCAGAAUUUUGAACGACUUAUGAAUUGGAGUGAAUUGAUAUGAGCUUACCAUGGACUAUGUUAUGUAAAUCCAUCCUAGAUUCACAUGCAAAAGAGGUGUAUGCGAGUCAUUACACAUUUGUAAUUUAGUUAAUGUGAAACCUAAUGCUUAAGUAUGAUGUUGCUACAUGUGUGUAUGGAACAAAAUAAAUAUUUACUUUUCUAUAAAAGUUA
Messenger RNA from Cephus cinctus (wheat stem sawfly), 2015 nucleotides. RefSeq lists its product as uncharacterized. The record is from RefSeq and is a predicted model, not a curated record. The transcript has 2 exons. Bases 796 to 1323 code for a protein of 175 amino acids. NCBI's taxonomy places the organism in Eukaryota, Metazoa, Arthropoda, Insecta, Hymenoptera, Cephidae.